UUCCAGUUCUGUAACCCCCCUCAGCUUUUAGGAGAGCGCAUGGGAUUUUUGCAAUGGGAAGGUGGAGGUUGAUGUGGCAGCCCUGGGGCUGCAGAAAGCCCCCAGUUUUGAAGUCCGCGGUGCUCCACUGCAGGCAUGCCUCGUCUUUCCCGCUCCCCCGCCAGCCCCUGCCCUCGCUGGCCCAAACCAUGGCCCGGUACCUGCGUUCCCUGGAGCCCCUGGUGAGCCCCGAGGAGCUGGAGCAGACGCGGCAACUGGUGUCGGAGUUCGAAGCGCCGGACGGAGAGGGCGAGAGGCUCCAGGCACGGCUGCAACGCAGGGCGGCUCGCAUGGAGAACUGGAUCACGGAUUGGUGGGUUCAGUCGGCCUAUCUGGAAAGCCGCCUCCCGCUGGCUGUUCACUCGAGCCCGGCUGUUGUGCUGCCAAAGCAGGAUUUUAAUGAUUGGAAAGGUCAACUGAGGUUUACAGCAAAACUCAUUGCUGGUGUGCUGGAUUUCAAGGCCAAGAUUGACUACCAGACCCUGUUGGUUGAAUAUUCCCGGGGCUACCCUCUCUGUAUGGAUCAGUAUUCCCGCCUCUUCGCCUCGUGCCGACUUCCAGGACCAAAACACGAUUCCGUCUUGCUGCCUCCUCCAGGCCGGAGACCCGCCACCUACAUAACCGUAGUCCGCAACUUCCAGUUCUUCCAGCUCGAAGUGUACAACAGCGAUGGGACGCCUCUCACUGUGGAUCAGCUCCACUGGCAGCUCGAACGGAUCCGUGCCCAGUCUUGGAAGACGGAUAAGGAGCCCCUGGGCGUGCUGACCAGUGACCACCGACACACAUGGGGACAGGCCUACACCACUCUAAUGAGAGACAAGCUAAACCGGGAAUCGGCGCGUGCCAUCCAGCGUAGCCUCUUCACUGUCUGCCUGGACGCGCCUGUCCUGAAGGUGUCGGACGCACGCGCGGCAAGCCGUCUGGCGGCGCAAAUGUUGCAUGGCGGUGGCAGCCACUCCAACAGCGGCAAUCGCUGGUUCGACAAGACUCUGCAGUUCAUUGUGGGAGAAGAUGGCUCCUGCGGGGUGCUUUAUGAACAAGCCGUCGCUGAGGGGCCCCCCAUUGCCACCAUCAUUGACCACAUCCUUGACUACUGCAAGGAUCCUGUCCCAGUACGUGCCCCGCUGAUCCCUCUACAAUUGCCCAAAAAACUCUACUUCUACUUCACUCCAGAAAUCAAACGUGACAUCGAGCAUGCCAAGCAAAACCUGGACAUUCUCAUCACCGACCUGGACAUCAGCUGCUUCACUUACCCUGGGUUUGGCAAGGAACUGCUCAAACGCCACAAGCUGAGCCCAGACUCUGUCCUGCAGGUGGCACUGCAGCUAGCCUAUUACAGGGCACAUGGGGAACUGUGUCCUACCACUGAGUCGGCCUCUCUCCGUCGCUUUCACCGUGGCCGAACGGAGACCAUACGCUCCACUACCUCUGCUGCGCUGGCCUUCGUCCAGGGUAUGGCUGAUGACAACUGCCAGGCCCCAGAAAGACUGUCUUUGCUGAAAAAAGCAGUUGAGGUCCACAGCACCCUCACAGAGCAGGCUCUGGAUGGGCAAGGCAUCGACCGCCAUUUACUGGGACUCAAACUGGAGGCCAUUGCCGAUGGCUUCCGUGUGCCCGAGCUUUUUAUGGACACUUCCUACGCUGUGGCCUCUUACUGGAAACUCUCCACAGGACAGGUCGCUGCCCGCACGGAUUGUGUGAUGUGCUAUGGGCCGCUGGUGCCCGACGGCUACGCGGUCUGCUACAACCCUUUGCCUGCCCACAUUAACUUUGCCGUCACUGCCUUCAAUUGCUGCGAGGAGACCAAUGCGGAGCAUCUGGCUGGAAGCCUCCAGAGCGCACUGGAUGACGUGGGGGCCUUGCUUGGGAAUUUUGACAGCGGAAGCUAUGACAGACAACCUUGAGAAACACUCCAUACCUCUGUUUCUUCUGCUCAGACCAAACUUUGGCUAACAGAGAAAUCUUUCUGCCUCAGACCAUUACUCAUUACCCCUAAUUCUGUAGGCCUCAGGCCCCAGAUCUGCGCCCUGCCUUCCUUAGUGCCAAAGCUUUGUGACCCAGGUAACUUCUGAGCUUUCCUGAUGACACUCCGUACCCAUAAUGCCCUUCGUAUCCUUCAGAGGGAAACACUGGGGAGGCAGCCGUGCUUCUUCUUCUCCUUUUUUUUUUACACAGUCUUAAUUCAAAGCCAAAUCUAAUUUAUUUCCAGAAUAAAGAGAGAUUCUUUCAAAAAAA
Molecule: messenger RNA, 2274 nt
Organism: Elgaria multicarinata webbii
Lineage: Eukaryota; Metazoa; Chordata; Lepidosauria; Squamata; Anguidae
Product: carnitine O-acetyltransferase-like
Exons: 14
Coding region: 54-1943 (629 amino acids)
Biological process (GO): carnitine metabolic process, CoA-linked
Cellular component (GO): peroxisome
Molecular function (GO): carnitine O-acetyltransferase activity
Source: RefSeq, a predicted model, not a curated record